This is a messenger RNA of Protopolystoma xenopodis, 267 nucleotides long. The record is from the annotation of a GenBank genome assembly. Lineage: Eukaryota; Metazoa; Platyhelminthes; Monogenea; Polystomatidea; Polystomatidae.
AUGAAAGUAUUCUUUUCUUUUGACAUCGAUGCGAUUCGGGCCGCUGACUGUCCCGGCGUCAGCUGCCCUUCUCCGAUCGGUUUGACGGCUGAGGCAGCGCUGCAGCUCUGCAGGCUGGCGGGCCAGUCAUCCUGUGUCAGCCUAUUCGAUAUAUCCGAGUUCAAUCCGACGAUGGAGAAAGACAGGACUUCCCGCCUGGUGUGCACUAUGUUGUAUUACUUUUUGGUUGGCUUAGCGGAGCGAAGCAAGCAUCAGCCUACGCCAUAG